AUGAGUCCGUCAUCGACCUGGCUCCGACAGCUUCUCACAAAGCCAAUUCGAAACGGCGUGGUUGCUUUUGCUGCCUUCCUCAGCCUCAUUUUACUCCUUCAACUCUUCCGCAAUCCUGCUCUAAUUGGGAGUCGUUCAGGCGGUCAAAGGUGGAGGGCUGGAGUGACAGUAUCUGCAGCCAGACAGCGCUCACUGAACGAUGUCAGAAAUUCCACUCUUGGUUUCGAACGUAUUGUCGCAAUCAAUUUACGAGAAAGAACAGACCAUCGCGACGGUCUGGUAUUACAAACUGCGGUUUCCGACAUCAAGGUAGAUUUCAUCAAUGGUGUGUCGCGGUCAUCAAUUCAAUCAAAAGUGUUACCAACAGGUCAUCGACACGAUGAGGUACCUCCCUGGAUCGGCACCUGGCGAGCUCACAUGAAUGCAAUCUCCCAUGUGGUCGAGAAGAACUGGACUAGUGCGCUGAUACUAGAGGACGAUGUUGAUUGGGAUAUUCGACUCAAAUCGUUGUUACAAGACUUUGCAUUGUCGACAGAUGACCUCCUGCGUCAUCGUGACCAGGGGAGGCGAGCACUAUCUACGGUUGACACUAGUCAUGUGCCGAGUUCAUCACCGUUCGGGGACGGUUGGGAUGUCUUGUGGCUGGGACACUGUGGCAUGGAACUCCCAAUUGAUGAUCAAAAUUCAGUCAUCUUGCACUACGACGAUCUUAGCGUGCCCCAGGUGGAGUACCAGAAGUCAUACGACAUCAAAGCUGAAUCACCUCUCCGUUCUCUACCUUCUCACACCAGAGCAGUGGCCUAUGGUGCUCGCCAGGGUACCUGUUCCCUUGCAUAUGCCGUGUCUAGAACCGGCGCUCGCAGAAUUCUGAAUGAUCUUGGAUUGGAACGUCUCGAUGAUGCCUUCGACCUCUCUUUACGAGACUGGUGUGAGGGCAACAAUGGUCACCAGCGACAUACUUGUAUCAGCGUGUUGCCGCAACUCUUCGACCACUAUAGGCCUGCUGGGUCAAAUAUUGGCGAUAGCGAGAUCAAUCCUGAGGAUGAUCAACAUACGGACAGAGCCUAUACACGAAAUAUUCGUUGGAGCGUGAGGCUGAACAUUGACAAAUUACUUAGCGGCGACAAGGAUUUCGACGAUCAGUAUCCCGACGUUUGA
Messenger RNA from Lithohypha guttulata, 1158 nucleotides. RefSeq lists its product as uncharacterized. The record is from RefSeq and is a predicted model, not a curated record. Bases 1 to 1158 code for a protein of 385 amino acids. The transcript is spliced from 2 exons. Lineage: Eukaryota; Fungi; Ascomycota; Eurotiomycetes; Chaetothyriales; Trichomeriaceae.